Messenger RNA from Drosophila teissieri, 1797 nucleotides. RefSeq names its product beta-1,3-glucosyltransferase. The transcript is spliced from 6 exons. NCBI's taxonomy places the organism in Eukaryota, Metazoa, Arthropoda, Insecta, Diptera, Drosophilidae. Gene Ontology annotation, cellular component: membrane. The record is from RefSeq and is a predicted model, not a curated record. Bases 67 to 1677 code for a protein of 536 amino acids. Gene Ontology annotation, molecular function: acetylglucosaminyltransferase activity.
UGUUCCGUUUUGCGGUGGGAAGAGGACAGGUGUUUAGAAAAUAUCAGGAAUGUGUUCGGAUUAGUCAUGCCUGCUAGGAUAUGUGUGCUGCUGGGGCUUCUGUGCCUCGCGAGUUUCUGCCGCGGUAGUAAACAGCCAGGGGAGGUGCUCCUGGUCAUUGCCUGCCCCCCGUAUCCUCUGCAGGCCAGAAGUGAGUGCUCAUCCUUAUCGCACAACGUGCUGAAGCAGCAGCAAGCACUGGUGCUGGCCGGGAUCUUCCCCGGAGAAUUUGUCCUAAAGGUCCAUGUAAUGCAUGAGCUGCUUAACUACUGGACCCUGCUGGACGCACUGCCUCAUCUGCGAGCCCCGGCACGUGUGCUGGGUGCGCGUACGGAAUGGAUUAUAUGGUGUCAACACAACACGCGUGUGUCCUCGCUGCGCGGCCUGCUCGAGCAACUGCGUCGCCAGGACUCGAGGGAGCUCGCCUUCUAUGGCCACGCCCUCUACGAUGCGGAGGCCACCAUUAUCCACCACUUCUGGAACUACAAGGGUGCCCAGCAGUUCCCAUACCCCAUGCUCAGUGCCGGAGUCGUAUUCACUGGCGCUCUGUUGCGAAGGUUGGCGGAUCUGGUUGCUCCCACUGGCCACAACAUCACCCUUCGCAGCGACUUCUCCAUUGAUGCCUCUCACGAGCUGGCUCGCUUUAUUUUCGACAAUGUAUCGCCGCAUCCGCACAUUAGCACCCCGAUUUCCGGAGGAAUCAUGCUGAAAGGUGCCAGCUACAUUUGCCCCACCGCCGCUUCCGUGCCGCACAGGAAAGUGGCAUGUGUGCUGCAUGCGCAGCCGGAGGAGCCACUGACUUCUUUGGGGCAGCGGAGGAAUGGCUGUCUGCACACAACAGGAUCGCACAUAUACUUCGCCAUCAAAACCUGUGCGAAAUUCCACAAGGAACGCAUACCAAUCAUCGAGCGCACCUGGGCAGCCGACGCCCGGAACAGGAGAUACUACAGCGAGGUGGCAGACGCCGGCAUUCCGACAAUCAGCACUGGGAUACCCAAUGUGCAGUCUGGACACUGUGCCAAGACAAUGGCCAUCCUACGAUUAUCCCUCAAGGACAUUGGCAAGCAACUGGAUAUCCGCUGGCUCAUGCUCGUCGACGAUGACACGCUGUUGAGUGUGCCCCGCUUGAGCGGCCUCCUGUGCCGCCACAACGCCACGGAGCUGGUGUACCUGGGCCAGCGAUAUGGCUACCGACUGCACGGUCCCGACGGCUUCAAUUACCACACGGGUGGUGCCGGCAUCGUGCUCAGCCUGCCGCUGGUGCGGCUCAUCGUGGAGCGCUGCAGUUGUCCCAGUGCCAGCGCACCCGACGACAUGAUCCUGGGCUACUGCCUCCAGGCGCUGGGCGUGCCGGCGAUUCCCGCUGCCGGUAUGCACCAGGCCAGGCCGCAGGACUACGCCGAAGAACUGCUGCAACAGCACCAGCCGCUGUCCUUCCACAAGUUCUGGAACACCGAUCCGGAGCACACCCACCGCAGCUGGCUGGGAGGCAGCCUGGUCAACCGGAGUGCUCCGCUGGCGGCGCACAAGGAACAGCCCGCAGCUGGACCACUCCCCGCGAUGAUGGGGCGGCAUUCCUUGGCCGCAGGCGUCGGAUUGCUGCAGGAAACGGGGCUGGGCAAGCACCUAGAUCUCUGAGCCGCAGAGGUGAGUGCUGAUGCUGACUGUCGCAGUCAGUUGAACUUUCGGGUAGAACCCGAAAAGCAAUCUGCAGGCAGCCAUCAAGCGGCUGCCAAGCACACAAAUUGCCAUUUUCUA